ACAUGGUUGGGUACGAGAAAGAAAAGCAACGCUGCAGUCAGUACAUAUCUGACCAAGCCAAAAAGUACAAACGAAACGUCAAGUACAUACCGGUGUCCAAUCUCAGAGACGUCGCCGACAACGUAUGCAAGAUGGUGGAUCUCUACCGGGCCUGCAUGAGUGAAAUAGCUGAGCGCAACAAGUGUCUCGUGAUGCUCGCCAAUACACCUCGGAUGGUCGAGAACCAACUGAUGAAACUUGGACUGACGUUUUGCACUACUGCUACGAUCGGGUCGGGGUGCCAGCCCCUGUACAACGCCGCCACAGCCACCGUCGUAUUCCUCUGCAGCCUGAGCUUGAGGAUCCAAAAUUGGAAAUAAAUAUCGAGGUCGCA
This is a messenger RNA of Rhipicephalus sanguineus (brown dog tick), 373 nucleotides long. RefSeq lists its product as uncharacterized. Lineage: Eukaryota; Metazoa; Arthropoda; Arachnida; Ixodida; Ixodidae. The record is from RefSeq and is a predicted model, not a curated record. Bases 3 to 359 code for a protein of 118 amino acids. The transcript is spliced from 2 exons.